Penaeus indicus is the source of this 874-nucleotide messenger RNA. RefSeq lists its product as uncharacterized. The record is from RefSeq and is a predicted model, not a curated record. Lineage: Eukaryota; Metazoa; Arthropoda; Malacostraca; Decapoda; Penaeidae. The transcript has 2 exons. Bases 518 to 847 code for a protein of 109 amino acids.
GGUCUCGUCGACAAUAUGGCACCGGCCGGUCCCAGCGCUCGCCAGUGUAGUUGCGAGUGCCACGGCGAGCACACGCAGCAGCCAGCGCUCUGAGAACACCACUUUGCCCUCCGCCGCUCUGCCUUGAGACGAAUACCGGAAUUAAGACUUACUAUCCUUACUCUGCCGUUCCAAGAGACAGAUUUGUUUGAAUUGCUUUUAUUGUCUUUGUAAAGUAUCAAGAAAGCUCAAUUCACAGACAGAAAGAUAGCAAAGGAAAGACAGAAUAGAUAUAUAUUUCUAUACAUACAUAUAAGUUUCACUAGAUCUAUAUAUAUUUAUAUAUAUCAUUCCCUCAUAUAACGACCAAAAAGAAAAAAAAACUAUUUGAAACGUGAAAGAGGAAAAUAAGAGCUAUUCAUUAUUACGAAAAGACCCACUUCUUAAAAAAAAAAAAAUAAACACCGACAUUGUGGCCCAAAAUCCGAACGCACCGACCAGCUCUUAAACGCCGGUGUCCCACGCGUUCUCCGGGAGGAUGAUGCCACACGAUGUCCAGGAACACAGCGGGGAGGGGGACUCGGAGUGCGCUGACCUCCUCGAGAGUGAGCUCAACGUGAGCCUUAAGCCCCUGGUGGUCAAAGCAGGGCAGAAUGGCAACGUGUUCACGGCCAAGCGACGCCAGGAAACAGGUGACGUCUGGGCGACAGUUAAGCAGAUUGUGGCCGCCAUCUUCGCCUCCCUCUCGUCCGUGAGCAUCGGAUUCAUCACAGCUUACUCAUCACUCACGCUUCCUCAGCUCAGAAAUGACACUUCCAUCGACUAUGUGGAUUCUCGGGACUCAGGAUGGAUUGGUGAGUAUUUUUGAGUCAAUGAGUGAGUGAGUGGAUGAAUG